CUCAACUCUCACACUUAUAGAACGAAAAAGGAUUCUCUUUGUGUGGCUGUGAUGGAAAACCUUUUUUUGCAGCCUACCAGUACAACUACUCUACUGAUAACUGCUGGGAUCCUACUUGUCUGCUUUCCAAGAAAUAUGGAUCGGUGUUCACAGUUUACCUUGGACCUCAGAAUGUGGUGAUUCUGGCUGGAUACAAGACCGUGAAGGAUGCACUGGUCAACCAUGCUGUGGAGUUUGGAGACAGAUAUAUCAGUCCGGGUAUCCAUGACUUAAGUGGUGAACAAAGAAAUGGAAUCAUUUUUGCCAAUGGAGAUUCAUGGAAAGAAAUGAGGCGUUUUGCUCUGAUCAACCUGAGAGAAUUUGGGAUGGGCAAAAAAGCAGGAGAGAAUAAAAUCAUUGAGGAGGUUCAGUAUCUGAUCGAUGUGGUUGAAAGACAUGAAGGUCAACCCUUCAGUACUGCCAAGUCAAUAAAUAAUGCAGUCUCCAACAUCAUCUCUUCAAUUGUCUUUGGCAGCAGAUUUGAAUACAGUGAUGAAGAGUUCACUCUCAUGAUAACCCGAGCAAAUGACAACAUUCGGCUUUUAGGUUCUUCUUCAGUACAGUUGUACAAUAUGUUCCCGUGGAUAUUUCAAUGGGCGAGGAACAGGAGGCAUCUCAAGAGGAACGUUGCUGAAAACCGAAAACAAAUGAAACGCCUGAUCGGACGUCUACAAGGAACCUUGAACGUUGAGAUGUGCAGAGGAUUUGUGGACACGUUCCUAGCACACAAACAGAAGCUAGAGGAUUUGAAGAUUACGGAUGCACACUAUGACAUUGAGAACCUGGUGUCGACUACUGCCAACCUCUUUGUGGCUGGUACUGAUACAACAGGAACAACACUGAGAUGGAUUCUGUUGCUCAUGGCCAAAUAUCCCCAAAUUCAAGACCAGGUCCAGGCGGAGCUGAGCAGGGUGGUUGGAGACCGUCAGGUGAGGGCAGAGGACAGGAAGAACCUGCCCUUUGCUGACGCUGUCAUCCAUGAGACCCAGAGAUUUGCUAAUAUACUUCCCAUCUCUAUGCCUCACCAAACCAGCACAGAUGUGACUUUUCAGGGCCAUUUUAUAAGAAAGGGGACCCCCGUGUUUCCUCUUUUGACAUCGGUUUUGUGGGAUGAGAGUGAGUGGGAGAGCCCACACACCUUUAAUCCUGCCCAUUUCUUGGACAAGGACGGGAAAUUUGUCAAGAGAGACGCCUUCAUGGCCUUCUCUGCAGGACGCAGGGCGUGUCCCGGAGAAGGUCUGGCCCAGAUGGAGCUCUUUCUCUUCUUCACUUCCCUCGUACAGCGCUUCAGUUUCACUCCUCCACCUGGAGUGAAAGAGGAUGAUCUGGAUCUGACUCCAGCACUGAGCUUCACCAGCACGCCUUCACCUCAUGAGUUGUGUGCCAUCAGUCGUGGGGGAAUUCAAAAUUAUUAGAUUAUUUAAUAAGUAAAUGGGAUAACAAUUAUUUGAAAGCUGUUAGAAAAGCUAUUUUCUACUUUGAUUCAUUAGGCAAAACAUCAAUGUGUUUAAAAGAAGUCACCACAGGGUUAAGAAAGAUAUUGAUUCAUGUUUUUUGGUAUUAUUGACAUACGUCAAUGUAUGUAAUCAGCAAUAAUGUACAGUUGCUGUUCACAGUGACCGAGGGUUGCCUCAAACACAUUAUUGAAGAUAAAGUACAGACACUUGUACUUUAGUGCUUUAUUAUUGACUAUGAAUAUUAAGAUUCAACACCCUCUCCUCUGUGAAAAUUGUUUCUGGUUCAUUGAUAAUUGUAUCACUAGUCAUUUCACAAAAUUGGAACACAGGCUAUACAAUUGAGACAUCACAAUAUAUUGCACAAAGUAAAUACAGAAAGUCUAAUGUUGUAAAGUGUGUGGGAUUAGAUAAAAAUAAAAAUGGCCUUUGUGAUAGUGUACAUGAUAAUGAUACACUAAACUGGCAGCGAGGGUCUAUGUAUUUCAGAGCUUGUUGAGGCACACAAUACAGGCUUCAUUCACACAGUGUGGCUUUACACAGCAGGGGUCCUCGGCCGUCAGUAAACACAAACAAUAACUCGUCCCAGGUGAGAUUCAAUGUCUGCUGGGGUUUGGUGUGAUUAAACUCCAGCAGGCUGCCAGGUUGGCCCAACUCCCAUUGAUCCAACACACCUGUCCUACUCCACCCUUGUGAAUUUGUGUCAGUAAAUACCGCUUUACCACUUCAAA
This is a messenger RNA of Pungitius pungitius (ninespine stickleback), 2224 nucleotides long. Its product is annotated as cytochrome P450 2K4-like. Gene Ontology annotation, biological process: xenobiotic metabolic process. Lineage: Eukaryota; Metazoa; Chordata; Actinopteri; Perciformes; Gasterosteidae. Bases 327 to 1454 code for a protein of 375 amino acids. The transcript is spliced from 9 exons. Gene Ontology annotation, molecular function: oxidoreductase activity, acting on paired donors, with incorporation or reduction of molecular oxygen, reduced flavin or flavoprotein as one donor, and incorporation of one atom of oxygen; iron ion binding; heme binding. Gene Ontology annotation, cellular component: cytoplasm; intracellular membrane-bounded organelle. The record is from RefSeq and is a predicted model, not a curated record.